Messenger RNA from Candida albicans SC5314, 2229 nucleotides. RefSeq lists its product as uncharacterized. Bases 1 to 2229 code for a protein of 742 amino acids. The record is from RefSeq and is a predicted model, not a curated record. NCBI's taxonomy places the organism in Eukaryota, Fungi, Ascomycota, Pichiomycetes, Serinales, Debaryomycetaceae. Gene Ontology annotation, cellular component: nucleolus. The transcript has a single exon. Gene Ontology annotation, biological process: maturation of 5.8S rRNA from tricistronic rRNA transcript (SSU-rRNA, 5.8S rRNA, LSU-rRNA); maturation of LSU-rRNA from tricistronic rRNA transcript (SSU-rRNA, 5.8S rRNA, LSU-rRNA).
AUGAGUGAAGUGAAAAAGAGGAAAAUCUAUUCUUCUUCAUCAGUUAAUGUUGAUUAUGGAUUAAUUGAACAAUUAAACCAGAUAAUACUGUUGUUUGUACCAAAAGGAGAAAACACCACAACCGCCAAUGACAAUAUCAAUCCAUUAUUAAUUUCAUUUAUUGAAUCAAGAAAUUUACCUAAAAUAUUAUCAAUAUGGUCAUAUUAUUCAUCAACUAAUGAUUUCCACAAUUUGAUUGAUAUAUCGAUUAAAUUAUCAAAAAUCACUUUUCAAAUUGAUCAAAUUAAAUCUUAUUUAUCAAUUCCAAUCAAACAAUUAAUUAAUGAAUUUUAUAAACAAAUUUUAAAUAAUUCUCAAUAUAUGAAAAUCAUAUAUCGAGCAUUAAAUAAUAUGAAACCAAGUAUAACUAUAGCUAAUAUUCGAAUUUUAAUUAAUAUGAUUAAAUUUGAUCCUUUGAUUAUUGGACAAGAAUUUUUAAAUGGAUUUGAUUUAACAUUAAAUGUAUUACCAAAAUUAUUAAUCCCUAAAAAAUAUGAAUUAGAAACAGAAGCAAAUUCCUUGUCAGCAAAUGAAAGUUUCCAAUCUAGUACUAUUAGAUCUAAUUUUAUUAGAUUUUGGUUUGAAUUAUGUUCUAAUGUAUCAUUUAUUCAUCGUCAAGAUUUAUUACUUAAUCAUCGGAAAAUCCUUAAUAAUAUAUGGAAAUAUUUAUCAAUUGAUUCAAUUGAAUUAAUUGAAUUUAUUAUUGAUUUCAUUGAUUUGAAAAUAUUUCAAGAAUUGAAUUUUAAACGAUCAAUUAAAUGUAAAAUAUUGAAUGAAAAUUUCAUUUAUAAAAUAUCAAUUUUAUUCACUAAAUUUAGUAACAGUACUAAUACUAGCAAAUCCAAGUUUAUUACAUUUAUUGAUAAAUUAGCUAUUGAUUCUAAAUAUGGUUUAAGUUUUCCUAAUGAUAAAUUAUGGGAAAAAGAUUCUAAUAUUGGAGUUAUAAUUGAAAUUAAUAAUAAACAAUUUAAAAUUGCUAAUAAAUUAUUAUACACUUUAGUUACUAGUCUUAAACCCAAUGAAUCAAAUGAUCAAUUACAAUAUAUCAUAAGAGUAUUAACUCAUAAUCAAGAAUUAAUUGCACCUUAUAUGAAUUGGAUAGUUCAACAUGGUGGUGGUUAUCAUGAUCCUUCAUUAACUUCUUGGUGGAUCACUUAUACUUUAUUAUAUUCACAAAUUUUACAAAUCCCUCCCUCAACAGGUAAUAAUAGUAACACCACUAAAUUUGAUAGUAAAUUAAUUAGUGAAAAUAUUAUUUUGGCACCAUUAGGGAAAACUGUCUUAAUUAAUGGAUUAACAAUCAUUAAAAAACCUUUAAUUAUUCAAUUAACAUUUCAAUUGAUUUUAUAUAUUUUAAAAAAAUUAGAAUCAUUUUUGAAAAUAGUUAAUGUUAAACAAGAUUUAAUUGAUUUAGUUUUCACUCAAUUACCUGAUUUAAAUUCAAUAAUUCAAGUAAUAAAUUCACCUACACUUUUAGGUCAACAACUGCAACAGUAUAAAAUUAUUAAAUUAACUGCAUUAACUAUUAUUGAGAAAUAUGAAUCAUUAUUACCUUCAGUUGAAACUACCACCACUACCACUAGUAACAAUAAUAUGGUUCAAAAAUUAGUAUCUAUGGGUAUAUCUACAUUUACAGAAAACGUUGAUAACAAUUUAACCAAUUAUGAUUUAAUUUUAUUUGAUUUAUAUAUGAAAAUUAAUAAUAAUAUUGAUAGUGGUCAAGAUUUUAAAUGGUGGAAUAAAUUAACUAAUAAUUCUAAUUCAUUUUUCACCGUGUUAAUUAAAUUUAUUAUCACAACUCAAACCAUUCAUAACAACAGCAACAGCAAUAAUUCACAAGUUAUAAUUGUAAAAAUUUAUCAAUUAUUGAAUAAAUUAUGUAAUGAUAAAAUGUUAUUUAAUAAUCAAUUAUUAGUAUCACCAAUAAUGGCAUUAAUUUAUUCCUUAGAUGAUAACAUUAGCAACAACAAAGAUGCUAAUCAAUUUUUGAACAAGAUUUGGAAUAUGUUGGAUGAAACAAUAUCAAGAGUAGUUAGAACUCCUUAUAAAUAUCUUGAUUUAAGUCAUUCACAAUAUCAAGAUACUAGUAUAUUUAAUGUUGCUUUGAUUGAACAAUUUAAAUUUAUCCUCAACAAAAAGGAAUCAUUUAAUGUUGAUGAUAAAGAUGAAGAUGAUGUUAGAAUAUAUUAA